AGUUAAAUUAUUGGCCCUAAUGCCACUUUCCGUUGGAUUUGGAAAAGACAUUAUUACAAAAUCAUACAAGGUCAUUUCGAUGUACUCGGAAAAAGACCAUACACGUGAAAUUCUAUGUUUUAACAGCCGUUUCAAUGUUAAAGUUAUAUCCCUUGAUAAUGGCGAGCAAAGAGACGUCGGUUGGUACAGAUUAGAUGACUACAAUGUUUGCUAUGAACAAACACCCGUCUACGCAAACGGAUCACUCUUCUGGUUUACAUUAUAUUGUUAUACUCGGAGUUAUAAAACACUUUCAGAAAUACCUUCGCAUCUGAUAGCUAUUGAUCUACACACUGAACAAUUUCGAUGGGUAUCAUUACCAAAAUGUUACACCCGUUACUCUCGUGGUGUGCAAAUGUGGAGCCUAAAUGAACGUUUGUGCUUAUCAGAUGUGCUAAACAUACAAUGUUCUUCAGGGUUAGACGUUUGGAGUUUACAAGAAUCUUCUACUCAAAAUUGGGAGAAAUUAUUUUCUUUUAAUAUUUUGGAUAUCAGUAGAUUGGAUGCAAAAUGCUGGAUGCUUGGUCUAAGAGCUGCUUACUUUAGAAGAAUUGAAAAGGGUCAAGAUCAAGUGUCGUCUGAUAUUCUAAGAACGGCUAUUUGGUAUUCGCCGACUAUGAUUUCUCCUAGUAAUAUAUUAAGUCUUUCUGGGAAUUGA
Messenger RNA from Camelina sativa (false flax), 697 nucleotides. NCBI's taxonomy places the organism in Eukaryota, Viridiplantae, Streptophyta, Magnoliopsida, Brassicales, Brassicaceae. The record is from RefSeq and is a predicted model, not a curated record.